This is a messenger RNA of Octopus bimaculoides (California two-spot octopus), 1933 nucleotides long. RefSeq lists its product as uncharacterized. Gene Ontology annotation, biological process: regulation of transcription by RNA polymerase II. Lineage: Eukaryota; Metazoa; Mollusca; Cephalopoda; Octopoda; Octopodidae. The record is from RefSeq and is a predicted model, not a curated record. Gene Ontology annotation, cellular component: nucleus. Gene Ontology annotation, molecular function: DNA-binding transcription factor activity, RNA polymerase II-specific.
AAAUAAAGUUGGUUGACUGCACAUAAACUGAGUAUCUCUAUCUCUCUAAAUAUAUAUAUAUAUAAGCAUACACUCACAGAUCAGACCAUCACUCGGUGUUACGGCACAACAUAAUGAGAAAAAAGAAAAUAAGUCUUUUUUUUUACGAAAAUACGGCUGAAGAUUUGAUGAACUAGGUUUGCAUUAAAGUUUAUUGCUAAGGUUCUGUGAAAUCAGUGGAAUUGCUUGACUAGACAUAUAGUUUUGUGGUGACAAUGAGAUGGUAUUGUGGAAUUCAGUAUAUUUAAGGAACUUUACCAGAUUUUGAAGAAAGAAAACUGGUAUUAUGAAGAAUAGAUUACAAGUAACACAUCUAUAACAUCUUGAGGAAGUUGCAUUAAUGUUUGAAUUAAGAUUAUAAGCACAUUGUGAUAGAGAUAUGUAACAUGAUCGAGCUAAAUCAGAAUCUAGUUGCUACACAGAUACAAAUUUUGUCUUUUGUAUACCAGUAAAAAAACAUUUAUAUAGUUUAAUCCUUUAUUAAAGAAAGUUUUUUUGGUUUUUCAUACAAGUUAAAAAGCUUAAAUGUUUUAAAAUGAAUAGUUAAGUAAUUAUCAAAAACAAAUUUUGUUCUUGCAUAAUGAUGUCCAGAAAGAUAAGAAAUUUUAUCAGGGCAUAAUCUCUUGUAAAACUUUAUCCUACAUCAGUAAUUUGACCAAGCAUAAAUGUAUCUAUACUGGUGAAAAGUUAUACUGUUUUGAUAUUUGUGGAAGAGUGUCCUCUCAGCAAAGUCAUUUGACUACACACAAAUAUAUUCAUUUAUGUGAGAAACCAUAUCAAUGCAAUAUCUGUGGAAAAAUAUUUGCUGCAUUUGAUAAAUUAAUGUUUGGCUAUGAAAAUGGUAUUUGUGGUAAGCAUAUUUUAGAAUAUCCAUUAAAUAGACACAAUCCUAUUUACACAAGUGAAAAGCCAUGCUAUUUUAAUACUUGUAGGAAAACAUUCUUUUGAAGAGGUAACAUGACUAAUCACAGAGGUGCUCAGGGUAGUGAGAAUCCAUACUCUUGUGAUAUCUGUGGGAAAACAUUCUCUGGCAGUAGUGCAUUAACUAGACACAUACGCAUACACACUGGUGAUAACCCAUACCACUGUGAUAUCUGUGGUAAAAGAUUCUGUGUCAGUAAUAGAUUAACUCAGCACAUCCGCAUGCACACUGGUGAGAAACCAUACCACUGUGAUAUUUGUGGAAAAAGAUUCUCUGGCAAGAGUAAUUUAUCUAGACACAUACGCAUGCACACAGGUGACAAUCCAUACCACUGUGAAAUCUGUGGUAAAACCUUCUCGGUGAAUACUCAUCUAACUCAACAUGUACGCAUACACACUGGUGAGAAACCAUAUCACUGUGAUAUAUGUGAUAAAACAUUCACUCAGAAUGGUCAUUUAAUUCAACAUGUACGUAUUCACACAGGUGAAAAUCCAUUUCACUGUGAUACCUGUGGUAAAUCCUUCUCUCAGAAAGGUCAUUUAACACUCCAUGUACGUGGUCACACAGGUGAAAGACCAUACACUUGUGAUAUUUGUGGUAAAUCAUAUGCUGACAAUCAGAAUUUAAAUCGUCACAAACCUGUUCACACAGGUGUAAAACCAUAUCAUUGUGAUAUUUGUGGUAAAACUUACUCUGAGAGUAGGAGUUUGACUAAUCAUAAAAAAAAGGCACAUGGACAGCAAGCAAUAAAAGAAUUAAUCUGAAGAAGUUUUAUGAACUGUUACCUCAUGAAGACAAAAGGGAAUUUCUAUGGGACAGAUAAUACAAAGGAAUUUUUUGGAAAAUGGACAAAUAUAAACUGGAGAUUUUCUUUUUUCUCACACAUUCUACAUGAUGAUAGAACUGAAGCAUGGAAGGUAAUUGUAAAUAAGAAGCAGUGCAUAGUGUUAUAAUAAAAGAAUCUCUCCACUA